Messenger RNA from Drosophila willistoni, 2965 nucleotides. Its product is annotated as titin. Gene Ontology annotation, cellular component: extracellular region. The record is from RefSeq and is a predicted model, not a curated record. Lineage: Eukaryota; Metazoa; Arthropoda; Insecta; Diptera; Drosophilidae. The transcript is spliced from 7 exons. Gene Ontology annotation, molecular function: chitin binding. Bases 25 to 2901 code for a protein of 958 amino acids.
CAAACCAAAAAAGCAAUCCACAAAAUGAAAAGAGCCAAACAUUGGCUUUUGUUCAUACCAGCGGCAGUGCUGCUAUUGAGUCUAUUGGCCUCCACGGAUGCUGCGCUGCCCUUCAAGAAGGUUUCUAUUGCCAAAACACCCGCCUCCACAACAAGCAAAACAACAACAACAACAACAGAAACAUCGGAAACUCAAGAAACGGCUGCUUCAGCCGAUGAUGAAGAGCAGCAAGUGCCACCCAGUGGAGAUGCAACUGAUAAUGCAAAGGAGGAUAAUGUCACGAUAUCAAAGAACUCCAAGUUAACGGGAAUACCUCAAAUUGAUUAUAUCUGGGAUCCAAAUUUACCCAGAGAGCUAAGAGGCUAUAAUCUAUCGAGCUAUCCAUUUUUAUCGACUGUACCACCCCAAGAUGAGAUCCAUUUCAAAUGUGAGGGACUUCACGAUGGUUUCUAUGCCUCCAUCGAAUACAAGUGUCAAAUCUAUCAUCACUGUGUCUAUGGGAUACGUCACGACUUUCUGUGCGCCAAUUUUACGGCAUUCGAUCAACGUACGUUCAUUUGCCAUUUCGCCUCCGAUGUGGACUGCGAGGGAUCACAGAAAUAUUGGAAUAGAAACGACGAAUUGUAUAUGGCCACCACAACGACAUCAACAUCAACUUCAACCACAGAGCCUCCACCCACCCAACCUCAUAGACGUCGAGGGCCACAGCGUCCUCAGCGAAGGCGUCCCUAUGAUCAUCGACGACCCAUAGAUGAUUAUUAUUACGAUGAGGAAGAGGAGCAGCAGCAAUACGAAGACGAUUACUAUGAAGAGCGCUUCAAUAGACGUCAGAAAACGAAGAGGCAGCGUCAUAGAAAGCCCAUCAAAGAGGUCGACUAUGACGAUGAAUAUGACGAUGAGAAGCCCGCUGCGGCCCCGCCGCCACCGCCACCACGACGCAAUCGCAAUCGUUAUAGGGAUGAAGAUGAAGAUCCAUUGGACGAAGAUUACGAUGAUCGACGUGGAGGAAUUCGUCGACGUAAGCCAGCUACAGCUGGACGCAAGAUAUCAGCACGCAAACCGCAGGCAGAGGGACGACGCAGCUUCAACGAGGAUCGUACAUCAUUGCUCAAUCGUCGACGUUCGAACGAGAAACGUUUGGGUGGCGGCACCACACCCAGUUCGCUUUCAUCUGCCGCUCUGGACGAUCUUGAUGACUACGAGAAACCCUAUGCGGAUGUUGACCAAGAAGAGGCAGCCGAAGAGCAAACGCCCCAGAAAAUAAAAACAUCCACAGCCAAAUCAUUGACGGAAUUCAUAACACCGAAAGCAGCUGCAGCUUCGGUUUAUGCACGUCCGCGGGCUCCGCCACGUAUAGCCCGGCCAGUGCCCAUAAAUGAGAAAAAGAAAUACUCCUAUCCAGUGCAAAAGACAAAUACAGCUACAACAACACCAAAAUCCGAUUUGGAUGACGACUAUUAUCAACAGGAAGCUCAACAAGAGGGAGCGGCAGAUGAUGAAUAUGAGCAACCGUUGCCAGUUAGAAGCACAUUGGCACCUUCACGCCGGCGACCAGCUGGACCCACAAGGAAUCCCCUACGUAAGCCAGUGACGGAGAAGAAGGUUGCUCUUGAAGAGGAUUACUAUGAAGAGCCACCCACAACGCGUCGUAAGCAACAACAGCAACAGGCAAGACCUCAGGCCAGAACCAGAGCACCUCCACCAUCGUCGGCAGCUGAUGUCGACUUUUUGGAUGAAGAAGAUCCACCAAUAAGAGGCCAACGAGUGAGGGCAAAGCCAGCUCCACGUAAGAGUAUACCGCGUCCACGUCAGCCCAUAGUAGAAGCGGAGGACAUUCAUGCGGAUGAUAAAGAUGAAGCUGAAGCGCCUCCAUCGCAACGACCAAGAGUAAACGUAUUGGCUAGAAGGAAACAGACAAGACAAAGAAUCGAACCCCAAGAGCCUGUCAAGGAGCAGCAGCAGCAGGAGGAACAGCAGUCGCAGCACGAUGAUCAGGAGCCGGCAGAGGAACUGGAGCCAGUGAAGCCCUCAUUGCGGCCAUCAGCGGUACGUGUGGUCAAACGUCCAUUUUUGCCCUCACGUGGUGGUAGUCCUUAUUUACCGCGUGGCCUGCAACCAGUGGGCGUGGCUUUGAAACCAUCAUCAUCACCAGCUCCACCGACCACUCAGAGUACACCCAUUGAUAUGGGCUCCACCAUAUCAGGUGUUCGUCUGCUCGAACAUGGAGCGCCAUUGCUAAGAAGUCAAAAUAACAACAACAAUGACGAUGAUAUUGAUGUGGCUGAUGAUGAUGAUGAUGUUGAUGAUGCCGCUGAUCGUAUUCUCAAUGAGAGGCGCAAACAAGCACCGCCAUUAUCUCGAACAACAUUGCCACCGCGCAGUGCUUUGCCGCCAGCCACGCCCAAACGUAAUCAAGAGCCACAACGUCCCAAACUUAAUUUGGAUGAGCUCUAUGAGAAUGAUUACGAUGUGACCUUAAAUGAUGCACUAGAUCCUACGCUUAAACCGUUAUCCACACAUUCGCAUACGCAUUCGCAUCCACAUCAACAUCCACAGCAACAACAGCAGCAACAACAACAACAGCUUCAAUAUCGCCCCUAUGCCAGUGCCUACAAUAAUCCAUUUGCCUAUCAGCCGCAGCAACAGACUCAGUCUCAGCCUCAGUCUCAGCCUCAGCCUCAGCCUCAGCAAUCAUUAUCCUCAUUAUCCGCUUCAUCAUCACCAGCAGCUGGUGGCUAUCAUAGUGAUUCCUAUUUCUCAUCGACAGAUAUACGCCGGCGGGCUAUUGUCGGCCCAUCGCCGCAAGGGACGCGUUCACAUCGACACGAAUACCCUGCUGCCGGAGGAUCAGCCGCAGCAGUAAGGGUCGCCCAGCAUUUCUACGAUGACUUUGCCUAUUAGUCUGUUUGUCUUUGUUCACAGAUCUCGUACACUGUGAAAUCAAGUUGUAAAUACAAUAAACACA